ACAGUCAGAGGAUAGGCCCGCUUAUUUUAAAGAGGGAAAUUAGCUGCUAUGUUAGUCUGAAGAAAGUACGCAGUGACAAGUCGAUAAAACCGGACACAGACCUCCAUUGGAACAUUUCAUUCAUUCAGCAGCAGAGAAAGUUUUCCCAGAUGGAAGUUGAAUGUCUCGCACUGAAAGACCUCACAAGUCCCAGGAAAGGUUUCACGGAUGAGGAUGGGGGCCACGGUGAACAAAAGGAAAACAUCUGCUCGGAGAGAAGGUGGUCCACGCCACUGAAAUCAGCAGAGUCCCCCAUCCCUGUCUUGCUGAUGGGCAGAAAGGGGUCCACCCCCGACCUGGCCCACAUCACCCCCAUCAAACACACAGCCCUGGCCGAGCCCUGGACGCCCACGGCCAAUCUCAAGAUGCUGAUCAGUGCGGCGAGCCCAGACAUCCGGGACAGAGAGAUGAAAAAGGUGCUGUUUCGACCCAUCGAGAACGAGAAGGACAAGCCGGCAAGUCCAGAUACUGUGGCGGAGGAUACGGAGGUGGAAGACUCUUGUCAGUUUGAAGCUGUGGAUGAAGAAGAUGACGCUGACAAAAAGCCGAGCAGGAAGCAGAAGAGUCUGGGUCUGCUGUGCCAGAAGUUCCUGGCCCUCUACCCCGACUACCCACCGCCGCACAGCCCCAUCUGGAUCUCUCUGGAUGAGGUGGCGACCAGUCUCGGAGUGGAGCGGCGGCGUAUCUACGACAUCGUCAACGUGCUGGAGUCCCUCAUGAUCGUGGGUCGGAUCGCCAAGAACAGCUACACCUGGUACGGUCGCCUGCGGCUGGAGGCCACGCUGGAGGAGCUGCAGCGGAGGGGUCGGCAGCAGGGCUACCAUCUCCAGAUGGACCUGGCCAUUGAGAGCAGGGGGGCCGGACCGGGGCGCGAGGACGACGGGGCGGACGGAGACGCCGGUAACGCUGGUGGCAACAGGAAAGACAAAUCUCUGCGCAUCAUGAGCCAGAAGUUUGUCAUGCUCUUCCUGGUGUCCAAGACUCAGACGGUUACUCUGGACGCAGCAGCAAAGAUCCUCAUCGAGGAGAGUCAGGACUCGUCCAGUCACAGCAAGUACAAAACUAAGGUGCGGCGGCUGUACGACAUCGCAAAUGUGCUGACCAGCCUGGGCCUCAUAAAGAAAGUCCAUGUCCGUGAGGAGAGAGGCAGGAAGCCGGCCUUCAAGUGGCUCGGCCCCGUUGACUUCAAAAGCUCUGGAAGUGCUGCUGUAGGAAAUACUGUGAACGUGGCAACCAUCACUCUGCCUGAGGCCACGCAGCCGAUGUCGGGCCUGGACCUCAGAAGAGCCAAGAUGGCGCGCCACGCCUCCUUCAACAUCACACCCACUUCCGUGGCCGUACAGCGGCUGGUCAACUCUGCACCCAGCAGUCCACGACGAGACCUUAUGGGUCUGCCAACCCAGCCUGUGGAUUAUUCCAGAAAGACAAUAAGCAACAGCGCGGUGUGUCGACUGCAGUUCGGAAACGGCCCCGAUAACCGUCCUGCCAGCAGCAGCCCGCUGGCUCCGUCCUCCACCCGUCCCGCCCCGCUCGCACCACCCGUCCACCCGGAGCACCUCUUCGCCACUUCCUCCUCCCCCUCCCCCCACUGCUUGGCCUACCUGCCCAGCCUGUCCCAGCCCUCGGUGGUCAUGCUGUACCGGGCGCCGGACAAGCCUGACUGGGUGCCCGCCGGUCUGAGGUCGCCCGGGGCGGAGUCUGAGGAAGGGAGGAAGAGGCGGAGGGAAGAGGAGGGGACGGGGGCGAAAAAGAAAGGGACGUCCGGGUCAGACAGAUGCGACGAGGUGAGAGAUGAACCUCGCAGGGAAGCAGCAGAGGGCUCGCUAACGGGUCACCCCAGGACUUCCCCCAGUCGCCCAGCAGGUCUCAUCAGAGAGCAUAGGCUCGAUGAGAGUCCAGGCAGCAGUGAGCCCCCCCAACCAUCGCACUACCUCUAUGUACCCAACAAUGCAGGUCUGAACGGUCUCAACUUCCUCCUCUCUGCUGGCCAAACACCAGCCGGUCUAGCACUUCCCCACAGUGGCGUUCCCACCCUGGCACUGCCCUACGUCCUAGUGCCCUCUGCCGCCCUCUCCCACUACCCCCUGGUGGCCGGCGGCAUGUCGCCCGCCCACUUUAUGGUUGGGGUGGCGGCGGAGAUUGGCGGGUCGCCGGCUCCAUCGCCGUCCAUUCCAGAACAGAGCGGUCUGUACGGCUCAGCAGCCGGAGCUCCACAUUCCCCCUCAGGACUGCAUCAGACUGUCAGCAUCCACACACCAGAACCACUGACUCCACACACUCCGAAGGAAACCGCUCCGUCUGCCUCUAGGGCUUUCUUCCAGACCCCAGGCACACUGGGAAGUGUAGUCAGCGCUGCGCCGGCUGCCCGAAAAAGAGGCUCGGCACAGAGGAGACUGGACGUCGGCCACCCGCCAACCAACCAGUUGGACAUGUGAGGAGAUGGAGGGGUUGGCUAACAUGCUGUUUUAACACUCAGGUGUUUGUCCUGAAAGUGAAAAAAAAAUGGUUUUAAAACCACUGGUGCUUUGUUAUAAACUGUAUGAAUAUAAACUUAAGCAAAACACUGUCAGCGGAGAACUCAAAUGAAGUCUUUCCUAAGAUACAAAACAAUCCGAUAUCUGACAUUUUGCUAAUGACUGUCAGUUUUUAACCAAACUCUUCCGUUAUUGGUCCGAAUGUGCCUCAUCACACAAGAUUUCAGAGUGCAUGAGUGAAGCAGUAUUGCCAGUGUCACAGUGCCCUCCUGUGGUGGGAGUCGGUCACUGCUAUAUUUAAUAUUUCAGCCUUAAUUCCCCCUCCCAGACGUGAUCAGGCUACCUAAUUCCCCCGUACCUUGUGUAUCAUAGGCCAAUUGCUAUUUAUAUUUUAGCUAAUAUAUGUUGAUUACAGGGACUGUAAUGGAACAUUAACUGUGUUUUUAGCACUAAGCAUCUGACAGAAUGUCUGUCUAAUUUUGAAGUGAUUGUUGUUAAGUCGGCCCCUUCAGUUUUUGUUUCAUUAUCACGGUAUAAUAGAAAUUCUAUUAGCUGCAGAUUACCAGUUUUUUUUUUUUUUUUUUUUUUUUUUAUACAUGGACAG
Messenger RNA from Anarrhichthys ocellatus (wolf-eel), 3117 nucleotides. RefSeq names its product E2F transcription factor 7 (gene e2f7). Bases 150 to 2474 code for a protein of 774 amino acids. NCBI's taxonomy places the organism in Eukaryota, Metazoa, Chordata, Actinopteri, Perciformes, Anarhichadidae. Gene Ontology annotation, biological process: regulation of transcription by RNA polymerase II. Gene Ontology annotation, cellular component: RNA polymerase II transcription regulator complex. Gene Ontology annotation, molecular function: DNA-binding transcription factor activity, RNA polymerase II-specific; RNA polymerase II cis-regulatory region sequence-specific DNA binding. The transcript is spliced from 13 exons. The record is from RefSeq and is a predicted model, not a curated record.